Coregonus sp. 'balchen' is the source of this 6831-nucleotide messenger RNA. The record is from the annotation of a GenBank genome assembly. Lineage: Eukaryota; Metazoa; Chordata; Actinopteri; Salmoniformes; Salmonidae.
AUGCAGUUGGAAGAGGAGGUUGAGGACAAAUUUGAGCUGAAUAUCUCAAUAACCAACCCAGAGAAAGUCGGUGAGUUUCACUAUAUUUGACUGUUUUCUUCCUUUUGUGAAAAUGUCACCUAUUAUGAUGAAUCCUGCAUCAGUGUUGUCAUAAAUAAAAUAACAGCUUCCUCUCUUCAAUGCCAGCUGCUUCUCAGUUCCUGGUUCCUCUCCUUCCUUUCUCUGAAGUGAGAGUGAAGGGCGGAGCCAGCAAUAGAGCUGUAGAUCUGAUUUGGUUCUUCACGCCAACUGCUUUUCUAAAGACUUAGACAUUUUCUAGUUCUUUUGUGGUAAAGAUAUUGUAAUUUUCAGUGGAUGUCAUCCAGUACAGUAUAAUUUAUACCCUUUUGUUACUCUGCUUAUGAUCGCUAUCAAACUACCCAUAUCAAUGUGUAAUACAUGAAGGUAAUAAAAAUAAAAAAUAAAGUAACAUACAACAAUAAAAGGGGUCAAACCAAGAAGUUUAAAACUGACGUUGGUUUUACCCGCUAAUAAUUGUCUUUCAUUCUGUAGGGGAUGGCAUGAAUGCUUACAUGGCCUACAAAGUCUCUACACAGGUAAUAUUGCUGCAGUCAAUUAAACAUUUUAUAAAAAUGUUGCCUUCUUCAGUUCACAUAGUGUCAUCUUUACCCCUUAGCUAACACUUUGCAACUCCACUCUCCACUCCUCUCACUUUUAGACCACACUGCCCAUGUUCCGCAGUAAGACGUUCACGGUGCGCCGGCGUUUCAGUGACUUCUUAGGCCUCUACGAGAAGCUCUCGGAUAAACACGCGCUGAACGGCUACAUUGUGCCCCCGCCGCCUGAAAAGAGCAUUAUGGGUAAGCUAUAGUAUACGCAUAAUUGGUUACCUUGAGUUAAUGUCGCUUUUGGCAGCAAAUCAGUCAUAGUUCCUCAAUGGGAGCCAUGCAUUUUCCACUAAUACCUAAAUGACAACAAUAACUACAGGGGGCGGGACUUGCCAAUGGAUCAAUUUUGGUUUGUGGGUCUUUUACCUAUUGAUGUGUUUGUCCUGGUUUUGAUGAUUGCGUGUGUUUUAGCCUAAUUGAUUUGUCAUGUUUCGGACAGGCAUGACUAAAGUCAAAGUGGGAAAAGAGGACAACUCGUCGGCUGAGUUUGUGGAGAGGAGGAGGGCGGCUCUGGAGAGGUACCGUAUGAGCUUUCCUCUUGAGGUUUCCUGUAUUGGCAAAACCGUGGUGGGUAGCAGCAGACUUGGAAUCGUGAUCGUAUAACUUGCAGAUGAGCACAUUUAAUGAGCCAUUCCAUAGGGACUUGGUUUGAAAAGGUAGUAUGCAAAAGGCUGGUAGGUCAAUGAAAAGUUCUGAUUAAAUGACUCCAAUGUAACUGUAGUGAAAUGUUUAAUUUGUUUGGUUUUGUCAUCCCAAAAGGUAUCUGCAGAGAGUGGUGUUCCACCCAUCGCUGCUACAAGACCCUGAUGUCAGAGAAUUCUUGGAGAGAGACGAUGUAAGCUCGCCGUGUGUAUAUACCACUCUCACACAAAGAUACUGUUUGUCUAUCCAACACACACGAGGUGCUUGCCUUGCACUUGACCCAUUUAAUGUCCCAGGACCUUGCUGUGUCAUUAUCUGUUAAAAUGCUUGACUGGCUUUCUGUUCAAUUUUCACAUGCUAAGUGAGAUAUUAUCCCAAAUUGUUCUGCCUUGUCAUACAUGUGUGCAGGUGCAUCAGGGUUGGGGUCUGAUUCAAGAAUUUCAGAGCGCCGUCCAUUUUCAAUGAGGAUUUUUCCAUAAUUGAAUUUGUAGCGAUUUCAAUUGACUGCCUGAAUUUAGUGAAUUGACCACAAGCUUUUUGCUACGGUGUGCACUAAUGAAUGUGACCCUGAUGUGACUCUUAAGGUGUGUGUGUGUUUUUAGAUGCCCAGGGCUCACAACACCCAGGCUCUGAGUGGCGCCGGCUUCCUGAAGAUGAUCAACAGGGCUACAGACUCCCUCAGCAAGAUGACCAUCAAGAUGAACGAGUCGGACGUGGUGAGUCUCCCUCCACUGACCACUGGGACACACACACAGUCUCUGUUUUACCUCGCCCGUGGCCCCGGUGGCAGUGUGCUUAUUUUAAACAGAAAUCUCCACCCACCCUGGCGAAUGGACCCACCGUCACUAAAACGAAUGCACCCACUAACUAUCUUGCACAAUAGAUACAACCAUUGCAGCUCUAAUGUGCGGUUGCCUGUGUCAUGCUGUUACCAGUGGUUCGAGGAGAAACUGCAGGAGGUGGAGGCUGAGGACCAACAGCUGAGGAAGCUCCACAUCAUGGUGGACUCUCUGGUCGGACACAGGAAAGGUAUGGUACAAUGGAAUAGAAUAGUGUUAUCGGACAGACUUACAGAUGGACACACAAACACACAAGGCUAGAAGCAGUGCAUGGCCACCUAUUGUGUGUGUGUGUGUGGAAUGGAAAUAUGUCUUCUUGCUGUCUUUUUUCCCACCAAACAAUACACACACACAAUAGGCUUCAAGCAGCACAUAAUCUCCUUCCCCCAGAGUUGUCGGUGAACACGGGGGGCUUUGCCAAGAGCGUGGCGAUGCUGGGCAACUCGGAGGACAACACGGCCCUGUCCAGAGCCCUCUCCCAGCUGGCCGAGGUGGAGGACAAGAUGGAGCAGCUGCACCAGGAGCAGGCGGCCAGCGACUCGUUCUGCUUCGCCGAGCUGCUCGCCGACUACAUCCGCCUGCUGGGAUCCGUCCGGGUACCAACAGAGAGUCAAUGGCUAAAACAGGCUGCGUCUGAAAAUGUUACAAGCUGUUCAAUCCUUGCUUCCUCGUCCUUGUUUCCUCCAUUCCUUGCCACUUUCUCAAAGCACAUUGGAGGAAGAGGUCAGAGGUAAGGGCGCUUUGAGAGUGAGGUGAGGAAUUGAGGAAACAAGGACUGAGGAAGCAAUUUGACUACGAUUAUGGCUGUUGCGGUGACCGUAUUACCGCCACACCAGCAGUCAUAAGACAUGACAUAGUACAAUUCCACGUGACUGUUGAGUCACGGUAAUCUCCUCUUAUGCACUCUGGACAUGUGUUGGUAGUACCCAACUUGCUAAUGACCGUCAGGUCCUAAUGGGCUGGUGGUCAGGGCUCUAUUGUCCCUCUAACCACUGACAUCAAUGCAAAUGCAAUCGAAAAUCACAUCAAACACUUAUCAAAACAGUAUCAUGAUUUCAAAGCUUACCUCACUGUGAUGAUCAAUUUGAAGAAAGACGUUCAACAGCAGGUUGAAAGUGUAAAACAUGGUCCUUGUGGAUGUUGUUUCAAAUCCUAACACAACAAAAUGGACAGGGCUUUCUAAGGUGAUGAUUAAUUCAAAACACUCAUACGCAUAUUAGAGCUUAUGCAUAGGGCCGGAAAAAAACACUGAAUUAAUUAUGAUUGUGCUGUUAUACAAUACAUAGUCUACUGCAUAUUACACAUGGCAGACAAACAUAAAACAAAACUGAUUUAUGAUGUCUUUGGUACAUAAUUGGUCUAGCCUAUACUCUAGCCUAUAAUCGACUGAGUGUGGAUUGUUAUUAUGCAUACUGGAUGGACUGGUUACCUUGUGUAUGCUACGCUCCAAAAUGUCUAUCCACGAGUCUGGGAGAGAACGUAUAGCCCUAGGCGAUGCUGAUGGUUAAUUGAUUGUGCAGGGCAGCUUACAGUUAACCUACAAUUAUAGUGAAUUUGUAUUCGAUUUUGAAUUGCCUAGUCAUAGGGAUUUUUUUAUAUUUUCAAAAUUGGGUGACAUUACCUUUUAGCUAAACAGAAUCAAACCACCAUGCGUUUCCAUCUUCUCUCCCUCCUUUAUUCCUUUCUCGAGCGCGCAGAGGAGCUGUCAACAGUUUAGUGAAAUGUUUUAUUUUGCGAAAACAUGUUACUAUCGAUGUUCCCGAACAUUUCACUUGGUUUCCCAAAUUAAGCACUGGGUAGCUGCAGGAACAGGGUUGGAGAGCCCAUGGCAUACAGAGUUUGAGCGGAAUAUUGGGCCUCCCGAAUGCAGGUGCUGCUACAGCCUGGGGUUCGAUCCCAGGGAGCCCCAUAGUGCGGUGCAGAGUUAAGAAGCAGCACGGCUUGGCAGGUCAUGUUUUGGAGGACGCGUGUCUUGACCUUCGCCUCUCCCGAGGCCGCUGAGGAGUUACAAUCUUCUCAUCGCUGCAACUAUCAAUUGGAUAUCACAAAAAUUGGUAAAAAAAUGUAUUAUGAGUUUGAGCGGAUUAAAUUGAGAAUAGUGAAAAUAUGAUCACUUGAGAGAACAGCUGUGCAGCCUGAGGCAAGGAACAGAGCGCACUUUUUUUUCCGACUUUCUCAAAUCAUCAAUAGCCUAUAGUCGCAUCAAUCAGCCCAUAUGUUUUGAUUUCUAAAGACAUUAAGGUUUGUAUCAUUCACAACUAAAGUUGCUAAAUACCUCUAAAUCAAGCGUAUAGGACCUGUUUCAAAUGAUCACUUUUACGCUCAAUAUAGCCACUUCAUAUGCGCACUUGCUCUGGAAUGGGAAAAAUAUCCUUCCUAUUUUAUUCAGCAAAGUUCAGUUAUUCUUACUAUAAAAUCAUGUAAUAUAUACUGAACAAAAUAUAUAUGUAAAGUGCUGGUCCAAAAAGCUUCUCUAAAAUGUUAUGCACAAAUUUGUUUACAUCCCUGUUAAUGAGCAUUUUAUCCUUUGUCAAGAUAAUCCAUCCACCUGACAGGUGUGGCAUAUCAAGAAGCUGAUUAAAAAGCAUGAUCAAUACACAGGUGCACCUUGUGCUGGGGGGCAAUAAAAUGCCACUAAAAUGUGCAGUAUUGUCAUACAACACAAUGCCACAGAUGUUUCAAGUUGAGGGAGUGCGUAAUUGGCAUGCUGACUGCAGGAAUGUCAACCAGAGACGUUGCCAGAAAAUGUUAUGUUAAUUUCUCUACCAUAAGCCUCCUCCAAUGUCAUUUUAGAGAAUUUGGCAGUGCCCAGUUAUGGGAAAUCCAUAGAUUAGGGCCUAAUGAACUUAUUUAAAUUGACUGAUUUCUUUAUGAACUGUAACUCAGCUAAAUCUUUGAAAUUGUUGCAUGUUGCGUUAAUAUCUUUGUUCAGUAUACAAUAAUGGCACGGGACUUUAAGCAUUUGUCAGCUAAAUGAACAAGCCUAUUGCAUGGAGCAUAGCCAGAUAACAUACAGUAGGCCAACUCAUAUUCUGUUCUUCUGAAAUCCAUUUUCUUCAUAUGUUUCUUUAGACUUGACUAAAAUAAAUAAAUACUUUUUUGUGAUGGUGUAUAUUAAAUUGAUGUAUUACUUUUUUUUAAAUGUAGCUGUUCCAAAGGCAUGAAGGCCUGUAUGCGUGGAGGCCUGGUGAUGCUAAACGCGUUUGUUAAUUAACGGUCAAUUACUGUGAAACCGUCAGUCUUUGCAUGACAAUAACUUGGCUGACAAAAUGUCAUGACCGCCACAGCCCUAAUAAGAGUAACGUUUUCAGUCGCAGCAAUAGGCAACGCACCAUAAUAACGGUCACCCUGAGAUGAGAACGUUUUAAACAGUGUGUGUGUUUCUGUCCUCAGGCCUCCUUUGACCAGCGGAUGAAGGCGUGGCAGCGCUGGCAAGAUGCUCAGAACAUGCUGCAGAAGAAGAGGGAGACAGAGGCCAAGCUGCUGUGGGCCAACAAGCCUGACAAGCUGCAGCAGGCCAAGGAUGAGAUCACUGAGGUAGAGCGCUGCCCAACACCUGUACUGCCCAAUACCUUCUGUCUCUCAGGGUUGUUCAUUAGGUACCAAAUGGAAGAAAACAAACUGGAAAGGGAGGGAAUACAGACUUUUCCAAUAAAUGAUUAUAAUUGUGUUUUUCCGUUGUAAAGCAUUUUCUGUAUCGUGCCCUAAUGUCUCAGAGUUAAACACACGGUCAGGAAGUUCUGUCCCCUGUUGCAACCAGACCAAGUACAUACACAAACCACGUGACACAAAAGUCACUGUUUGACUCAUGCCAAUAAAAUGAACCCGUUCCUCUUACUUUCAAAGACUCUCCCCCUCAGUCCUCCAAAAAGUGAUGGCAUCACUUUUUACCAGAAAUUUAACUUGCAGAUUGUGCCUUUCACCCAUUGCCCACCACUAGAAUGUUUCUCAACAUUGAUCCUUUGGAUCCACUGUGUAUACUGGAUUUGACUCCCAACUGUACACUCAUUAGCAUACAAACCAAAUGGUAACCUAAAGGGAAGUAAGUGUGCAUUGCUUACAUGCCAACUCAACUGUGCCUCCUUUCUCAACUCCUCUCUUUCCUAGUGGGAGGCCAAGGUGACUCAGUACGAGAGAGACUUUGACAGAGUGUCUGCUACAGUUCGCAAGGAGGUGCUCAGGUUUGAGGUAAGUCAUUUUUCUUCUGGCGGGUUAGGUGCUGGAUAAGACAGAGACUAGAAAAACACAGUGUAUUAUCUGGGUUGUAAUUUUUUUCUUACAGAAAGAGAAGGCUCGAGAUUUCAAGAAACAGAUCGUCAAAUACCUGGAGUCUCUGCUGCAGUCACAGCAACAGGUACGUUUCUGCUCACUGGGCCUGUAUUCAUAAAGUGUCUGAUCUAGGGUACAUUUAGCCUUUUCAUUUGGACAGGGGUAUUUGAGCCUAUAUAAGCACAUACUGAGACAUGAUUUGAAUAUGGACCUUGCUAAAUAAAGACUGGGUCAGAUACACAUUACAUAGUGCAUGAGGUAUUUGGUACAUUAAGGCCGUUUCCCACGGCAAGAAUAUCUGAAUUGUUUUGGGAACAUGGUUGAUAAUGUUCUUGUACUUCUCUUCCCUCUUCUCUUUUUAGCUGAUAAAGUACUGGGAGGCAUUCUUGCCAGAGGCAAAAGCAAUUGCGUGA